GUACCGUACCCCCUGUAUGUGCCGAGUUUUUCUUAAAAUAGUCCCCCCUUCUCGCGUCUCUCUGUUUUUCUCUUUCCCAAAUCAAAGCCAAGUCCCUACCGGACGCCGGCCACCGCUCGAAUACGAUUGGUCGACCGCUACAUCCCUCGGGUGAACGAAGUUAUGCAGAGCCAGCUUGUUUGUUCUGGAUGUCGGACUCUUCUUCUUUACCCCAGAGGAGCCACAAAUGUUCGUUGUGCAAUGUGCAAUACAAUAACAUCAGUACCACCUCCUGGUAUGGAUAUGUCGCAGCUUGUAUGUGCAGGAUGCCGUACCUUACUGAUGUACCCUCGUGGGGCAGCCAGUGUGAGAUGCUCUUGCUGUAACACAGUAAACCUUGCCAGGGAAGCAAAUCAAGUUGCCCAUGUUGAAUGUGGUCGGUGCCGCACAACACUUAUGUAUCCUUAUGGAGCACCAUCGGUCAAAUGUGCAGUCUGCCAUUUUAUUACAAAUAUUGGGAUGAAUGCUAUCCCAGUUCCUAUUCCUACUCAUGGGACAUAUGGGCCAAUGCCGACACCUACUCGUCCUACAAUGACGUCAACAUCUCAAACACACAAUCAAACAGUUGUCGUUGAGAACCCAAUGUCCAUGGAUGAAAGCGGGAAACUGGUAAGCAAUGUUGUAGUUGGAGUCACAACAGGGAAAAAAUGAUGAUGCAGCAGUUACUGCCUGGUUUGUCAACACUAGACAUGGCUUUUUGGUCAAUGCAGCACUUGCGGUAAAUAUUGGUUACAGUGUUCAUAUUUUGAGUCACACUGGGUUAUCGAUGGUUCAAUUUGAACAACCAAGACAUUGUAGAUAAGAAUAAUGGAUUAUCAAAAACAAACAUCUUCAAUUGCUUUUUUGGUGGUCAAUAGGAAGUGUAUUGUCUUUGUAAAUGAGUUUGUAUGUUUUUAUAUUCAUCUUACAUCGAUGGCAAAGUUUGUAAUUUUAUGUUAAUAAGUGGUUUGUGAAUGAUGUAAUCCUUGUUAAAUUAAAUCUGGCAAGUCCUUUUGGUACA
Nymphaea colorata (pocket water lily) is the source of this 1039-nucleotide messenger RNA. RefSeq names its product protein LOL3. Lineage: Eukaryota; Viridiplantae; Streptophyta; Magnoliopsida; Nymphaeales; Nymphaeaceae. Bases 163 to 690 code for a protein of 175 amino acids. The record is from RefSeq and is a predicted model, not a curated record. The transcript is spliced from 7 exons.